Molecule: messenger RNA, 993 nt
Organism: Morus notabilis
Lineage: Eukaryota; Viridiplantae; Streptophyta; Magnoliopsida; Rosales; Moraceae
Exons: 6
Coding region: 155-652 (165 amino acids)
Biological process (GO): protein targeting
Cellular component (GO): membrane
Source: RefSeq, a predicted model, not a curated record
GUGAGCUGUAUCCUUCUCCGUCUCCGUAGCGGAACAGAAUCAGAAGAGCUGUUCUUCUUCUUCCCGUAGGACGAGGCGAUUUGUUCGUUUAAUAAUCUGGGGUUUAAGCUUUUUCGUUCUUCUCUGUAGAUAAAGCUCAGUCCUUUAAUCAAAGAUGGUCGUCCAUUCUCAGUUCUCGGCAAUUUCUUCAGGUUUGAUUCCUAUAUUCAAUCAGUCAAGACUACCAUUCCAGAAUCGGAAAUACAAUGGCAGAAAAUUCAGUAAUUUCAAUGGCGUCAAAGUAGUAGUAUCAUCUAGAAGGAUUUUAAGAGGCAGAGGCAGUAUCCGAAAAUCUUGUUCUUCUGGAUUUGGUACUAAUUAUGUUGUUCGCAUGGGAAGGGAUUCUUAUCAGUCCACCUUUGAUGAUGACUUGCCUCAGGAACCUUUUCCUCUAACUCUUGUUAAAGAAUUCAUCUGGGGGAUAAGAUCUCUGUUGGCUUUUCUGGUUGAGCAGCCUAGUCAGCUCAAGUACAUAGAAUGGCCUGGCUUCUCUAGCACGCUGAGGACAGCUACUCUGACUCUUGUUCUUGUAGCGCUGCUGAUUGUGGCACUUUCAUCGAUCGACUCUGCCCUUAGCUAUCUGUUGGCUAUACUUCUACGGAGAAUGCUGUAACCGACUUCACAGAUAGACGUAUGUUCCAACUCGGGCAUUGUGGAAGCUUUGCAGCAAUGGCCGUCUCUUUAAUUUAGUAGCAAUGGUGAUUGAGAAGCACUGCAUAGUCUGAAGAGUUUAAAUAAACUGUUUGUUGUGUUAGUGUUACUGACUUGGACGGCUACAGGACAAAAGCAGGAUUCAAGCAAAGGACAGGAAUUUUGUGUUAUUUAAAAGAGUGAAAAACAAUGUGAAAUUGUUGAGGUCUUUCUCUUCUUAUGAUGCUAGUUAUGGCGAAGAUGCAUACAAGUGUUCUAACCCAAGCAUUUGGAAAUUUCCCGAAUGUGAUUGUAAUUAAUCCA